This is a messenger RNA of Sinocyclocheilus grahami, 1279 nucleotides long. RefSeq names its product 14-3-3 protein zeta-like. The annotation marks the transcript as partial. NCBI's taxonomy places the organism in Eukaryota, Metazoa, Chordata, Actinopteri, Cypriniformes, Cyprinidae. The record is from RefSeq and is a predicted model, not a curated record. The transcript is spliced from 3 exons.
UGUGGGAAAGUAUGUAAUGAUUCUAUCAUAAAUAAUGUGGUGUGUUUGUACACAGAUAUCAUCCAGAAGUCUCAGGAAGGGUACCAGGCCGCCUUUGACAUCAGCAAAGACAACAUGCAGCCCACUCAUCCCAUCCGCCUGGGCCUGGCUCUCAACUUUUCAGUCUUUUACUACGAGAUCCUGAACUCUCCAGAGCAGGCCUGUGAACUUGCCAAGAAGGCUUUUGAUGAUGCCAUUGCUGAGCUGGACCAGUUAACCGAAGACUCGUAUAAAGACAGCACACUCAUCAUGCAGCUACUUCGAGACAAUCUGACACUGUGGACCUCUGACAAUCAGGCCGAUGGUGAGGACACAGAGGAGGGCCGGGAAAACUAAAGCCGACUCCACAAAGAAGCUUUUCAGUCAGCACAGCGAGAGACAACGCUGACGCUUUUCCAGUUCCAGCUUCAUACUCACCAGCCCGUCAUUUAUGUGUGUGUUUGGAUGUGAGCGUGUGAAGGAGAGACUGUGUUUGUGUACGUGUGUUUGUUUGGGAGGCAAACGGCAGUUGUUUGUCUUCAACAUGUUCAUUGUGGAUUGGAGAAUGCAGUGUAGUUUGCUGGCUUGAUGUGUGCUCAUGGGAUGCCAGUCACCAUCAACUUUGCUGUAGGUGCAUAUGUGAGCGAGAGAGUGAGUAUGAACCCUUUUCUGAGUUUACUAGGGGAGCAGUUAGUGAUGGGUUUCUUGUGGCUUAGACUGAAUUCUUCACUUUCCUAAAGAAUCAUGGGAAAUAAACCAAAAGUCAGUAUGAACGAAUACUUGUGACAGAUUGGGCUCGUGCAAAGACAUUCUACUUCAGUUGUCAAGUGUUUGAUUUCUCAUUGGUGAAUAAUAACGCGUACAAUCUCUCUGUCGACCACAGACCUAAGAUCAAAAAGACUUGACACAUGGCUUAUACUGUAACUUUGAUAUAAAAGUCUUGUUACCGGAGCAGUGAGGAAUGCUUUUCAUGUGCUUAUCUGAUUAAUAUACGGUUUUCUAUUAGGAGUUUCGGUUUUGUUUUAUUUGUACUACUACUUACUCGAUCUGUUUUUAGUUUGUUUUGUUUACUCUUUUGAUACUUGCCUAAACUGCAUGUGGCUUUAGUUAAUCAGGGUGACUGGAGUUGGCUGAUUGGGUUGCCUAGAAACUGUCUUAGAAUUUUCAUACGGAACACUCAGCAUUAUUGUUAUUUGUUAUGGAGGGUGGGCGGAGGGAUCUGGAUCUCAUGUUAGUGGAAUUAAAACGGAUAAAACACAAA